Molecule: messenger RNA, 462 nt
Organism: Amoebophrya sp. A25
Lineage: Eukaryota; Dinophyceae; Syndiniales; Amoebophryaceae
Source: the annotation of a GenBank genome assembly
CGACGAGAUAUAGUUUUACUAUUACGGCCCCAUCUUUUAGUCCAUCUGUUAGCUGCUUGAAGGUACUUAAGUAGGUAAAGGGACACAGAUGGGGGAAAAGAUGCUGGAUCGUAGUGCGUUCUAAUACUAGCAGACGAAGUCGAACCUUUGUGGCUAAAAUCGGCCCUGGAAGGGUUAGGAGCCCCACCACCGGACCCGGAUCCAAGUCUAUUUCAACAACUACCUAGGGAGGACAACGAGGAAAAUUCUGAAGGAGAGGAACAGCGAGAUCCGAGUAUCGGGGGCAGAGAAUCUAGUACUGGAUCUCACAAAUCUAGUAGUUCAGGGCUUCUAUCUUCUGAAACCAUUCGGACGGACUCGGAUGUUGGAGAACAUGACUCAGUUGGAAAUACUGCUGAUGUUGGCAGUAAGACUUUGCUUGGGAGUCGUUCUAACAGUCCCGAUCAGAGUCCUCGCCAUACU